AUGGGAGACGCAGCAGACGAAACCGAGACCGACGAGCCGGACGACCUGCCCGAGACUCAAGGCCCAGCAGUAACGGUUGCCCACGCGGCAGAGAGACUUAUCGCCAACCAGAUGGAAGCACAACAGGCAAAGCUGGCCGUCUUCCGCGCAUUCUGCACCGCCUUCGACAAGACGGCUGCCCAGUUCAACUCGGGCCACGAGCUCAGCUUCGCGAAGGAAUUCUCGCGCGGCUUCAUUAGCUACUGGGACGACGCGCUCAACGGCGCGCCCACACGCGCCGGUCAGAAUGUCAACAACCGCCACGGCAGAGACGGGACCGCACCGACCUACGCCGCUAUGGCCCAGAAGGGGAUGGCACAGACAAGGGCUCCCCUGCCGGCACGCCUCGGCCCGAAGCCCCGGAAGGCGCCUCCGGUCCAGCCGCCUAAAGAUGACCUGCGUGUCUUCGUGCGGCUCGACGACAAGUCCCCAGCAUGGGGCUAUCAGGGGCAUGCCAUCAGAGCUCACGUAGCUAAGACUCUCAACCUAGGGACAGAACGCAUGCCACAGAUCGCCCGGGACGACUGGGCGGCCCGCCUCGGGGCCGUGGCGGUUGAAGGCUUCCAGAAGUGGCACACGUACGCUGUGGCCGACUGCCCCAGGCAGCUCACGGAUAUCUGGGGGGCCGCCGUGGACUAUGACCAAGCUAUCAAAGAAGAGAUCAAGCUCCAGACAGGUGCCGAACCAAUUGAUGUGCACAUUGCUAAGAGAUACUCCGAAAGCUCCGACCAGCCCACUGUGACAAUGAUUGUGUCCUUUCAGGCGGCGAUACAGAGGAGAUGGCGGCUCUUCGGCACCAGCCGACUAGCCCGACUGAUCGCCAAGACCGCCCGGCCCGCGCAGUGCGACACCUGUUGGGAUUAUCACUCCCGCUACGCCUGCGACCGAAAACAAGCCUGCCGACGAUGCGGCGGGAAAGACCAUCGCGAUAACGACUGCAAGCAGCCGGAGAGGUGCGCGAACUGUUCCGGCCCUUCCCGGCAGACCAUAAGGAGUGCCCUGCCAGACCUAGGCGCUCUCACGGCCAACUCGUGCGGCUCUCAAGAUCGAGAAGUACGCCGACCGACCCCAUCGCCCUGCAUGAGAGCUGCCGAGGACCGCCUCGGCAAGCAACAGGACCAGCAGCAGCAACAGCAGCAGCAACAGCAGCAGCAAUGUCGACCCCAGCGGCUGUCCCCCACCAGCGCGCAGGCGCCAGACUCCACAACGCUCCCUCCACCACAGGAAGACAGAUCCGAGUCUCCUAUGAAGAGGCGCCGACGAAACGUAUCCCUGGACCCCUAUGAACAAUAG
This is a messenger RNA of Hirsutella rhossiliensis, 1332 nucleotides long. Its product is annotated as Ribonuclease H-like protein. Lineage: Eukaryota; Fungi; Ascomycota; Sordariomycetes; Hypocreales; Ophiocordycipitaceae. The record is from RefSeq and is a predicted model, not a curated record. Bases 1 to 1332 code for a protein of 443 amino acids. The transcript has 3 exons.